AUGCUUUCUUCAAGAAACUUACGUACAAUCUCAAAGAGAUUACCAAGCAAUGCUACUACACUUGUCAGCUCGCAAUCCAAAAACACUAUAAAGUUGGGCUCUCAAUUAAGAAAUUUGUCAUAUAAAUCUGCAUUAACUACAUCAUCUGCAUCAUCAUCAUUAUUAAGAAAUACUGUCAGAUCAAAUGUUAAAUUCCAACCUACUUUAGCAUUUGUUCGUUUGAACUCUCAAGUUGUUAAAGUCCCAGAUAUGGCUGAAUCAUUAACUGAAGGUACUUUAAGAGAAUUUAACAAACAAAUUGGUGAUUUCGUUGAACAAGAUGAAACUAUCGCCACUAUUGAAACUGAUAAAAUUGAUGUUGAAGUCAAUGCUCCAUUCUCAGGUACUAUCAAAGAAUUUUUAGCUCAACCUGAAGAUACCGUUGAAGUUGGUCAAGAUUUAUUGAAGAUUGAACCAGGUGAAGCUCCAGCUGGUGGUGCUGGUGCAGCUGCUCCAAAAGAUGAAGCUCCAAAAGAGGAAGCAAAGAAAGAUGAUGAAGCUCCAAAGGAACAACCAAAGAAGGAAGAAGCUCCAAAGAAAGAAGAACCAAAGAAAGAAUCUAAACCAGCUCCAAAGAAGGAAGAAUCUAAACCAACACAACAAUCUCAAGAAACUACUUCAUUCACUAAAUUCCCAAGAACUGAAUCUCGUGUUAAAAUGAACCGUAUGCGUACAAGAAUUGCAGAAAGAUUAAAAGAAUCUCAAAACACUGCUGCUUCAUUAACAACUUUCAAUGAAGUUGAUAUGUCCUCAGUUAUGGAUUUAAGAAAAUUAUACAAGGAUGAAAUCAUAAAGAAAAACGAUAUCAAAUUCGGUUUUAUGGGUUUAUUCUCAAAAGCUGCCACUUUAGCUAUGAAAGAUUUACCAUCAGUCAAUGGUGCUAUUGAAGGUGAUCAAUUAGUUUAUAGAGAUUAUGUUGAUAUUUCAAUUGCAGUUGCCACUCCAAAAGGUUUAGUUACCCCAGUUGUUCGUAAUGCUGAAUCAUUAUCAGUCUUGGAAAUUGAACAAGAAAUUGUCAACUUGGGUAAAAAAGCUCGUGAUGGUAAAUUAACUUUAGAAGAUAUGGCUGGUGGUACUUUCACAAUUUCAAAUGGUGGUGUUUUCGGUUCAUUAUAUGGUACUCCAAUCAUUAACUUGCCACAAACUGCUGUUUUAGGUUUACAUGGUGUUAAAGAAAGACCAGUUGUUGUUAACGGUCAAAUUGUUUCAAGACCAAUGAUGUACUUGGCUUUAACUUAUGAUCAUAGAAUGUUGGAUGGUAGAGAAGCUGUCACCUUCUUGAAGACUGUUAAAGAAUUGAUUGAAGAUCCAAGAAAAAUGUUGUUGUUUUGA
Hansenula anomala is the source of this 1371-nucleotide messenger RNA. RefSeq names its product dihydrolipoyl transsuccinylase (gene KGD2). Bases 1 to 1371 code for a protein of 456 amino acids. The record is from RefSeq and is a predicted model, not a curated record. The transcript has a single exon. Gene Ontology annotation, cellular component: oxoglutarate dehydrogenase complex. Gene Ontology annotation, molecular function: dihydrolipoyllysine-residue succinyltransferase activity. NCBI's taxonomy places the organism in Eukaryota, Fungi, Ascomycota, Saccharomycetes, Phaffomycetales, Wickerhamomycetaceae. Gene Ontology annotation, biological process: tricarboxylic acid cycle.